AUGCCCCAGGAAGAUUUUUUUGCGUGCCGCUGCCACGUGCCACUGAUUUCAGCGGAAGUUCUCGCCGAGGAAGGAAUUGGAGGAAACCACGCAAAAAUGACGACGCUGAGAUCUCUCAAUCUUCUAUUAGGGUUUAGCGCAUCGCCAUUUCGGCGAAAGCGGCCUCGUAGCUUUAUUUCGUUACCCAAGAUUCUUCCUCUUUUUGAAUGGAGCGUCACCUCCUCUCCCCAAUCUCGGCAGCCUUCCGUUUUCCUGCUAUCUCGUUACACUGUUCACGUUAAGGCUUUGCAGGUGUCUUCCACCGCCUCGCCGGUGGUAGCGUCUCCAACAGCGGAUUCCGCACAUAAGCGGAAAGAUAAAUUUUGCCAGUUUUGUGGGGGCCUAACUAAGCAAGUGAUCCCUGAUGGAGAUGAGAAGAUGAGAGCUGUCUGUACUGUCUGUAGAGCAAUCCACUAUGAAAACCCAAAGAUGGUUGUCGGUUGCCUGGUGGAGCAUGAUGGUAAAAUUCUGCUUUGCAAAAGGAAUAUUCACCCAUCUUAUGGCCUUUGGGAUUUCGUUUCUUUAUGCCUGUGUAUGCCUCAAGGCACCUCCCCUUUUUGGCAUUCAGGGGUACGUUGGGACAUCUGUUCUCAUUUAAGAUUGUUGAUUUUGGAAUCCUUCAACUUGUUCACUACUGGCAUUUAGGGGUAUCCACCUAUGAUUAUUGAGUUUUAUGAAAAUGGGAGAUUAUUGUCUAUACUUGAAUGUGACCUUUGUUGCUUGUCCUGGAUCUAUCCUUUCAUUGCAUUGAUCUCGUACUAUUUAAAGCUUCUUUUAUAUGAAUUGAUAAGUGCCAAGGCUCAAUAUAAUUACUAAAAACAGAUAUUACAACAAGGGUCAAAAAGAGGAUCAGAGAACAAAUUACAACUGUAAAUAAAUCCUAAACAAAAGAGGCUAUGAAAAACAAAACUACUGCGUCAGAGAAAGACCAUUUGGAUGUAUUACAGCACCUACACAAAGCAAAUAAAACAAUACCAAAGAAGCAAGAUUAUUAUGGUCACAAAAUUGAGGGACUCUAAAGUCAUUCAGAAGGUCAAAUAAAAAUCUGUUAAGGAUUGCCACAAUGAGUUUCAUUUGGAGUAAAAAGAGAAAUCCAAUAAGCAAUAGCCAAAAUGAAAACAAACCCGCAGCCAAUCUCCAAAAAAAAUUGGGAAAAUUACAUACC
Molecule: messenger RNA, 1204 nt
Organism: Phalaenopsis equestris
Lineage: Eukaryota; Viridiplantae; Streptophyta; Magnoliopsida; Asparagales; Orchidaceae
Exons: 5
Coding region: 1-684 (227 amino acids)
Source: RefSeq, a predicted model, not a curated record